GAGCGAUUUUGACUUUUCGAUGGCCAUCCCAAGUUUCGGAGCCUCGGGGAUCGGCGUGCCGUGCACGUCCUCGUCCGGCGUGGGCGGCUGUGCCUCCACGACGGGGCUGACCUACUUCAAGCCCUCGUACGCCGUGAACGUGAACGGGCUCGGGCUCUCCCCGACGCCGUUCGAGUCCCUGCAUUCUUCUAUGUAUGGAUCCGGCUUCGCGGAAGAAGUCUCGCAGUCCGCGUUGAACGCCUGGAUGUCGUGGCGUAUCCGUUUUGCAGCUGCUACUGUUGGAGAAUCUAAUGCGGGAAUGAGGCAAUCCCUCGCCGACUUCCGGCUGGAAAUCGGAUCUAAACCCGUCGUACCUGAAGACGCGAGUCGGGUGCCCCGAAGUUUCGGAUUCCUGAAAAAAUCCCUUUGUUUGUCAGGGAACCCUCGGAAGCAGCGACGCGAGAGGACGACCUUCACCAGGGCCCAAUUGGACGUCCUCGAGUCCCUCUUCGCUCGGACCAGAUAUCCCGACAUCUUCAUGAGGGAGGAGGUCGCCCUGAAGAUCAACCUACCCGAGUCGAGAGUGCAGGUGUGGUUCAAGAACCGCCGGGCGAAAUGCCGUCAGCAGCUAAAGCAGCAACAACAGGGAACGACGGGAACGGAGAAGGUGCGAAACCGGAAGACGACCAAGAGCCCGGCGCCGACCACCACGUCGGUGGCAGCAGAUCACGACCAAUCGGGCUCCGUUUCCCCAACCCCAGCGUCCAAGUCUCCCUCCACCACGGCGGCGACCACGUACAAGGUCCACGCCGCCGCUUCCAUGCCGACCGGGAGUUCGUAUAACACGCUGUGGACGCCGGACCUCCCGUAUGCCCAUGCCCACGCCCACGCCCACGCAUCGCAUCAGUCCUACGCCAACAACUACGGGUCCUCUUAUUAUCCCAACAUGGAGUACUUGGCUGCCUCGCCCUCUAUGACCCACAACCAGCUGGCACCACCCGUUGGAGGAAUGGGAGGGGGAGGGAUGAUGGGGAUGGGGAGACCAGGAGGAAUGCCGUCUGCGGCGGCCACCUCGCCGGAUUUCCUCGACUAUCCCAGCGACAAGUCCCCGAGCACGUGGAAGUACCAGAACUUCCAAGUCCUGUGA
Molecule: messenger RNA, 1126 nt
Organism: Darwinula stevensoni
Lineage: Eukaryota; Metazoa; Arthropoda; Ostracoda; Podocopida; Darwinulidae
Source: the annotation of a GenBank genome assembly